This is a messenger RNA of Neoarthrinium moseri, 1557 nucleotides long. RefSeq lists its product as uncharacterized. Bases 1 to 1557 code for a protein of 518 amino acids. The record is from RefSeq and is a predicted model, not a curated record. NCBI's taxonomy places the organism in Eukaryota, Fungi, Ascomycota, Sordariomycetes, Amphisphaeriales, Apiosporaceae. The transcript is spliced from 2 exons.
AUGGCCGCGAUGAGCUUCAGGAUAAGGGCGCUCCUGCCGCUAUGGCUGCUUGCGGGACAAGUGUCGUGCGGCUCAAUGGCAGCGUGGUGGACAGACCUGGGCCCGAGCCUGUUGGUCCAGGACGAGGAGAGCGGCAACAUCCGAUAUAGUCUCUGCAACAGCCAGGACACGCCUAUACUACCCGAGGACAAGACCAUCACUGCUCCUCUCUUCAAGUACAAACCAAAAAAUGGCACGGCCUUGGCCGGAACUGGCUGGUGGGACCAUCAGCAGACUUGGGCCUCGAUAUUCUACCAAGACGAGGGUGAUGAUAUCAUCAACUCACUACUGAAGUGCGACACGAACACUGGGUACUGGCUCAACACGGGCGACUGGAUCGUCUCGGACGGGGCGCCGUCAAUCUCCAACAGCACGGGGCUCGCCGCCGUGCUGCUCGGGUCUAAUGACGGAUACCGUGUCUACUACCAUGACACCAACAACACUCUCUGCCAGCUCGGCUACACCUCAGACACCGAGUGGGACUACAAGGGCUCUGUCUCGCACGACGGCAAGCUGGGCAACGCCAUCGCCGCCGCCUGGUCCAAGAACAAGAACAUCACGGUGGCGACGCCCAAGGACGGCGAGAACAUCGAGGUCAGCCGCUUCUUCGACGACAACCUGUGGCACGUGACGACCUUCCCGCGCCCGCUGUCGGGCAACCUGACCACCAACGCCACCAAUGCGACCAACAUCAGCCUGAACGCGACCUCGACGCUGAACUUCACGCUGCCGGCCUGGGACGGGGCCCCGGGCGCCCUGGGCUUGGGCAUCGACAAGGCCGCGACGCGCAGCCUGUUCUACAUCGGCACCGACGCCGAGCUGUACCAGCUGGCCCAGGUCGACGGGCAGUGGCGGGCGUACGCGCGGGAGAACGCGACGCAGUGGCCGCGCGCCGACGCCGCCAAGGCCCCGCUGGCCGUGGCCUACGACCCGCAGAGCUCGAGCCUGCGCGUCUUCUACCAGAGCGGGGGCCAGGUCGUGCAGCUGCACGGCGACGGCGGGUCGUGGGCCGCGGCGGCGGUGCUGCCCAACGCCAACUCGACGGCGGCGAAGCCGACCCCGAGCUCCAGCGCCAGCGCCGAUGCCUCGAGCACGGCUGGUGCCGCCGGCGGCCUGUCGACGGGCGCCAAGGCUGGCGUGGGCGUGGGUGUGAGCCUCGGCGUUGUCGCCGUUGGCGGCAUGAUCGGGGCCCUCUUCCUGCUGCGCAAGCGCCAGCAGCGCCGGGAUGCGGCGGCCGAGGCGGCGACCAUGGGCGGGGGCAGCACCGUGGGUGGCUCGACUAUGGUGCAGACGCCGGUGCCGGCCUACUCGCCGCUCUCCGGGCACCUGGACCAUGCGUCGCAGCAGAACGGGGGCUACGGGCACGGGGGAUACGAUGCACAUGGCAACUGGACAUAUAAGCCGGUGGAGAAGCCGCCGGGCGAGCUGGAUAGCUACGCGCCUGCGGUACAUGAGAUGCCGGAGACCCGUAUGCACCAUGAGAUGAUCGGCGAGGGCCACUACAGAGAGGCGCCGUGA